Molecule: messenger RNA, 666 nt
Organism: Sitophilus oryzae (rice weevil)
Lineage: Eukaryota; Metazoa; Arthropoda; Insecta; Coleoptera; Curculionidae
Product: troponin C-like
Exons: 4
Coding region: 121-570 (149 amino acids)
Molecular function (GO): enzyme regulator activity; calcium ion binding
Source: RefSeq, a predicted model, not a curated record
CUUUUCUCAUAUUUUUGUGGUCGCGAAAUAGGUAGCAGUGGGGAAAAUAUAAGGAUUUUACGUGGAAAAUUCUAAUUUAGUGUCUGUUUAGAGUUAAGCGACAUUCAAAAAGUGAACAUCAUGGCUGAAGACGCAGAGAAGAUUGCGGUUCUCCGUAAAGCAUUUCAAAUGUUCGAUACGACCAAAAGUGGUUUCAUCGAAACUACUAAAAUUGCAACCAUUUUAAACACUAUGGGUCAAUUAUUUGACGAAGGAGAACUGAGCAACCUUAUCAAAAAGAAUGACCCUCAACAUACCGGAAAAGUCAAUUUUGACGACUUUGCAGAAAUAGCUUCUCACUUUCUAGAGGAAGACGAACAAGAAACCCAACAAGAACUAAAAGAGGCUUUCAGAUUGUACGAUAGAGAAGGAAAUGGAUACAUUACCACCGGUACGCUAAAAGAAAUUUUGGCUGCUUUAGAUGACAACUUAACUAGUAGAGACUUGGAUGGUAUAAUCGCUGAAAUUGAUACCGACGGAUCAGGAACAGUAGAUUUUGACGAAUUUAUGGAAAUGAUGACUGGAGAUUAAGACAAUAUACAUUAAUACAUAAUAACAUUAAUUUUAACUUAUUUAUAAAAUAUUUAACUGUUUCCGUACAGAAAUAAAAAUACUGCAACAGUUUUA